UCAUCAGUUUCAAGGCAUGGCCCUCACACCAGGGCUAUGAACUGACUAGUGCCCUCUCAGUAAGCCACAGAUACUUCAUUUGCAUAGUCUGUAGUUACUUCAUUUAUAUAGUAUGUUGACCAAACCUGGUAAGGUGUAUACUAAUCACAGGGCAGGCUGCAGCCCAGGACCAGACAAAAAGUAUCAAACCACAAGCUGUUUAAAGUUUACCCAGGAAAUGGCAAUCAACCUGGAUAAAAGUAAUAGACCCUCUGGGGUAGGAUACUAGGGCAAAGGUAACUCCUCAGUGUGAAGGGGAAUAUCUCAAGCUGUUUUUUCAAAGAGCCAAGGCAAAAGUCCACAUAAAGGGACUCCUUUCACCACAACACUUAACUGUUUGCACCACUAGGGCUCCUUUUAAAGCUACUGCAGAACUUAUUUGACUCUUCAGCAGUUGCCCUUUACUACUAUUCUUGAGCGACAAACAGAAAGCAUAAAGUGUUCUGCAAAAAGAAAAUAAGUGGGUAGUCGCUGACAUAAUGCAUCAUCGUUACAGUUAAAUGGAAUUUUCAACCCCACACAUAGUUAUAAAGAGCCUGUAGUCUAAGACCUGGUACUGAGUAGGUACCUCAAUAAAUGAUAGUUCUCUUUUUUUCUCCUCCACGUGUAGCUAAUGCUGUGCUAAGGAUUUAGAAAAUCAAGCUUAUCUGACACAAUUUAAUGUUCUAAAAAUUUAUUAAUGUUCCCACAGAUGAAAAGAAUUGAAGAAUUGAUAACUAAAAAUCAUAAUCAAGAAGAAAUAACUAGUCUUCGUUGUCAGAAAUGUAGAAAAUGUAUAGCAAGUUCUGAUUGUUUCAUGAAAUACCUUGAGAAUCAAGUCAGUAAGGAUAGACACGAUCCAGCUGAUGUUCACAAUAUUUGUCAUGUGUGGCACAUGAAUAUAGAAGCCCUUCCAGAAUGGAUAAACUGCCUAAUACAAAAAGCCGAGUGGACAGUUGGAAAACUGAAUUGCCCUUUCUGUGGGGCCCAUUUAGGGGGCUUUAAUUUUGUCAGCACUCCAAAAUGUUCCUGUGGCCAGCUUGCAGCUGUACAUCUCUCCAAGAGCCGGACUGAUUAUCAGCUCGCACGGGCAGGCAGACUAAUGAGACCAUUGCCGAAAUUCUUGUCACAUCCUAGAGUUCAGUCGGGUCGUGACAAGGAUACUCUGCUGACAGGUGGUGCCUCCAAAAAAAGCAACCACAGGCUUUUAAACAUGGCCCAAAAUAAUUAUGGCCCUGGAAGAUUAACAGAAGCACUCUGCCUGGAGGUGCGAUCAACAUAUUUUGAGGUGAAGAACGAAAAACUGCGCUUCAAAGCAUCAGAUCCAAAAUACCAGCUUUUUGUUCCCCAGCUUGUGACUGGCAGAUGCACUGCAAGAGCUUUUCAUAGAAAAUCACAUAGUUUGGAUCUGCACAUCAGUGAGAACCUGACUUUAUUACCUACUUUGUAUGAAAUACGUAGUAAGACUACUGCCUAUUCUAGGCUAAAUGAAACACAGCCUGUUGACCUUUCUGGCUUGCCUUUAGAAAGUAGUAAAAAUAGUUGUUCCUUUCAGAAUCCAUCCAGUUUUGAUCCUAAUAUGCUGCUGCAAAGAUUUUCAGUGGCUCCCCGUGAGACCCAGACACAAAGAGGAGGAGAAUUUCAAUGUAGUCUAGAAGCUUCUGCAGUGUACUCUGAACAUGCUAAUGCUAACAACCUGACUUUCCUGAUGGACCUACCCUCGGCUGGCAGGAGCACGCUGGAGGCCUCGGACCAGGAAGAGCACCUCUCCCCUCUGGACUUCCUGUGUUCAGCCAGUUUUUCGUUGGGCGCCAUUAACCAGAGGCUCAGUAAGAGAGAAAGGAGCAAGUUGAAGAAUCUGAGAAGGAAACAACGACGGCAUGAAAGAUGGCUACAGAAACAGGGUGAAUACCCAGGAGUAGGAUUGCUGGAUCGUAUGACUUUAAAUAAUGAGAUGAGUACAGAUGAUGAAAAUGAAUAUACAGAAGAAAAGGAGAGCUACAUCUGUGCAGUGUGUCUGGAUGUUUAUUUCAACCCUUAUAUGUGUUACCCUUGCCACCACAUCUUCUGCGAGCCCUGCUUACGGACUCUGGCCAAAGACAAUCCUGCAAGCACUCCCUGCCCUUUGUGCCGGACAAUUAUUUCUAGAGUCUUUUUCCAGACAGAACUGAACGAUGCCACAAAAACAUUCUUUGCUAAAGAAUAUUUGAAAAUAAAACAAAGCUUUCAGAAAUCCAGCACUGCAAAGUGGCCACUACCAAGCUGCAGAAAAGCAUUCCAUCUUUUUGGAGGUUUCCACAGACAUGCAGCUCCAGUUACGAGAAGGCAGUUUCCACAUGGUGCACAUAGGAUGGAUUAUCUGCACUUUGAGGAUGAUAGCCGUGGAUGGUGGUUUGACAUGGAUAUGGUGAUCAUCUAUAUUUACUCAGUGAACUGGAUCAUUGGAUUCAUUGUUUUCUGCUUUCUUUGCUAUUUUUUCUUUCCGUUUUAGGAAUUUUCAUAAUACAGUUGAACAAUCAUGUAAACCCUAGAUGAUGUAAAUAACAAUUACUUAAACAUUUUUUAAAUGUGUUUUGAAGUUUUUAUAAUAUUUCCUUGUAUAAAUUGUUGGUGUUUAUAGAAAGCCUGGGAAUAAUUGAAUUAUUUAUUGAUGUUUUUCAUGUAACAAACUAAACUUUAUUCAAGAGCUAAUCUAUCUAGCACUUAGCAGCAAUGCACUAUUAAUUUCAUAAAUUCUUGGUUUAGGAUUUGGGCUCCAGUUUUACAAUGUUACUUUAAUACUUUAUUGUAAAGAUUGAGGCUUUUUCUCCAUUUAAAAAAGAGUGAAAAAUACAAAAUGAAAUGACAAUCUGGGUAGAUAGAAUCUUUAUUGAUAAAAUAUUUCAUCAAUCACCACCUAUUCUCAGGCAGAGUAUAUGUGUUAAAGAUAAACCAUAUUCUCUGGGAACUAAUCUAGCAGGGUAUAUUUGGCUUGUUUCCAAUUAUCUCUACUUGUGUUCCCUUCUAUCACUAAGAAAGCGGACUGUGUGUUUUGUACAAACCUAAUGACAACUUUUUUUAUUAUUAAAAGCAAGAGAAUAGUAAAUACAAAAAAAAAAAGAAAUCAGUGAAGCUAACCCCCACCGAUAGAUACUUUAGGGAGCUAUAUUAACACUUGCAUAAUUUCAAGAUUAAUCACCCAAACAAGUAUUUUACUGACUUUCAGUAAUCUCAAGGAGCAAUGCAUGUCCAAAAUAUAAUUAAUUUAAUAAUUUGUUUAACUAGGAAAUUGUCAAAUAUAUUGUAAAUGUGCAAUAAAGAGUGGCUUUUAAAAUCUGUUUAGUUUAUUAAGUGAUUUAAUGUCUGAAAUAAAGAUUUGUUGGAACUAUGCUUACAGAUGAAUAA
Trichechus manatus latirostris (Florida manatee) is the source of this 3402-nucleotide messenger RNA. RefSeq names its product ring finger protein 180 (gene RNF180). The transcript is spliced from 7 exons. Gene Ontology annotation, molecular function: metal ion binding; ubiquitin conjugating enzyme binding; ubiquitin protein ligase activity. Gene Ontology annotation, biological process: positive regulation of proteasomal ubiquitin-dependent protein catabolic process; norepinephrine metabolic process; serotonin metabolic process. The coding region runs from base 719 to 2509 and encodes 596 amino acids. Lineage: Eukaryota; Metazoa; Chordata; Mammalia; Sirenia; Trichechidae. Gene Ontology annotation, cellular component: endoplasmic reticulum membrane. The record is from RefSeq and is a predicted model, not a curated record.